AUGAUGCGCGUGGCUGUUGCCGGGGGCGGUGGCCUGGGGUACCUGCUGGCUACCAGCAUCUCGCAUGCGGAUAAUGCAUACAAUGUCAUUGUCCUUUCCAGAACGCAACGGGCCGAGUACGUGGCGCACGACAUUCAGGUGCACCCCGUCAACUACUACAGCCACGAGAGCCUCAACUACGCGCUGCGGGGCGUGGACCUGGUCAUUUCGACGAUAUCGGGCCCGGAGCAGAUCAACCUGAUCCUGGCCGCCGGCGACGGCCAGGUGCGGUACUUUAUCCCUUCCGAGUUCGAGGGUCCCCUCGCACAACGACCGACACAGGAUGUCAUGGAUCGAGGCUCCGCUCAGGCUCUCGCCAUGCUGCAACAUCUGCAGAGCAAGAAGCGUCUGAACUAUACCGUCUUCUCGUGCGGCGUCUUUAUGGAACGGUUCCUGCCUCAUGGGCUUGCCACACUCAACAUUGGGUACGGCGAGGGUGUUGCUGGUGCUGGCAGUUACCUCUGCGACAUGGCCAGCAUGACAGCCGAGUACCCCGUGAGUACCCAGAGGGGCCGCACGUUCCGCCUCUGUCUGACGUCGGUGCAUGACCUUGUCUGCUUCGUCAUUGCUGCCAUGGAGUUGGGCCCGAGAACGUGGCCUCGGGAGUUCACGAUGCGGGGCGAUCGUCUUUCGGUGCCGGAUGUGACCAUGACAUGCAGCAGUGUCCGCAACGCGGCCUUUACGCACCAUCCCCUGGAGUACUCCGACCUGCUGCUGUACCAGGCCCACUACGCAGAGGAGGGCGACUACGAGAGGACGGGAUACUACCAGCGUCUGCUAGCUACGGCAGAGGCGAGAUACGACUUCUCACAGGCGUCGCUUAAUGAGAUUGUGACUCGCAGCUCGUCUGUUCAUGUGUACCCUGCAACAUUCGCGCAAUGGCUGGCCAGCGUGUGGCAGACGCCUCAUGAAAGCGGCUCACUGUGA
This is a messenger RNA of Emericellopsis cladophorae, 966 nucleotides long. RefSeq lists its product as uncharacterized. Bases 1 to 966 code for a protein of 321 amino acids. The record is from RefSeq and is a predicted model, not a curated record. NCBI's taxonomy places the organism in Eukaryota, Fungi, Ascomycota, Sordariomycetes, Hypocreales, Bionectriaceae. The transcript is spliced from 3 exons.